AUGAGGCGAAAGGGUGUGGGAAUAAAAGGAGUGAAGAGUUGGAUGGUGGUGUCGGAGACAGGGGAGGCACACCUCGAAGAUGUUGGGAAACACUCCAUAAUGAGGCGAACUGGGUUACCGGCGCGUGAUCUUAGGGUCCUCGAUCCCAUGUUGUCUCACCCUUCUUCCAUCCUUGGACGCGACGCAGCCAUUGUUGUUAACUUGGAACACAUCAAAGCCAUUAUCACUGCCUCCGAGAUCCUCCUCAUCAACUCCUCCAACUCUUUCUUUCUUCGCUUCCUUCAAGAUCUUCACACCCAUCUUCCUAAUUCUCCCACUGACCAAACCCCAUCCUCGAUGAGCAAUGGCAUGGACGGUGGUAAUGAAGAAAAACCUCUACUAAACGACACGCCAAACCUUGAAAUAAGAGCGGAUAACCCUAAGAUCAGUGCAGGGAUUGUAUCAUUAGCACCAGCUCCUAAGCAAUUACCUUUUGAGUUCAGAGCACUUGAAGCAUGUAUCGAAUCUGCUUGCAGGUGCCUAGAAUCUGAGACUUCGGCAUUGGAGAAAGAGGCUUACCCGGCUUUAGAUGAACUGACCUCUAAACUUAGCACACUCAAUCUUGAACGCGUAAGACAAAUUAAGAGUCGUUUGGUUGCACUUUCUGGCCGCGUGCAAAAGGUAGCAGAUCAACUAGAACAUUUGCUGGACGAUGAUAACGACAUGGCUGAAAUGUACUUGACACGAAAGCUUAAUGCCAGCUCAUUGGAUGAGGCAUCGUGCAAAGAAGGAUACGAUUAUGAAUUUGAAGAACACGAUCAAAGAUCCGAAUCUGUUUGUAGCGAUGAAUCAAAUUCAGAAAAUUUAGACAAAUUCCACGGUCCUAAACUUGACGUUGAGGAAUUGGAGAUGCUUCUGGAAGCAUAUUUUGCACAGACAAAUGGAAUUUUACAAAAAUUGUCUAGUUUGAGGGAGUACGUGGAUGAUACAGAAGACUACAUCAACAUAAUGUUGGAUGAUAAGCAAAAUCAGCUUUUACAGGUAGCAAUAAUAUUCAACACACUAAACAUGAUAGUUAAUGGCGGUAUUGUAGUUACAGGAUUGUUUGGGAUGAAUAUUCACAUCGACCUCUUUGAUGGUCAACCUCAUCAGUUUUGGGCUACAACUGGCGGUGCAUUCGCAGGCUGUAUGUUCAUUUUCCUUUGCUCUGAUAACAAUUUCAAAAUUGCUAUGCUCAAGGUAAACAAAUUUUGA
Messenger RNA from Abrus precatorius (Indian licorice), 1233 nucleotides. RefSeq names its product magnesium transporter MRS2-F-like. Bases 1 to 1233 code for a protein of 410 amino acids. Gene Ontology annotation, biological process: magnesium ion transport. Gene Ontology annotation, molecular function: magnesium ion transmembrane transporter activity. The transcript has 7 exons. NCBI's taxonomy places the organism in Eukaryota, Viridiplantae, Streptophyta, Magnoliopsida, Fabales, Fabaceae. The record is from RefSeq and is a predicted model, not a curated record.